UUGAGGUUACUGGGCUCUCCGAUUCCUCUUGACAAACAUCCUGGCGGUCUCCUACCUGGAAAACAUGGUACUUACACCUACGAGUACCAGGACGAGUUGAGCAAAAUUACAUUUCUCGUGGCGACGCUGAUGCCGAACUCGGAGAGCGAUCCUAACUGUCAUAUGAAAAAGAAGUUGAUCGGCAACAAUUUUGUGUCGGUUGUAUUCAACGAAAGUGGUGCGCCGUUCAAGCUCGGAUUUGUGUGUGGACAGUUUGCUCAUGUGGCAAUUGAGGUGCAGUUUAAUACUUUUACAUCACCAACUAAACGAUUGAGUCCUUAUUCUGUCGGAACCAGUGGUGUUCAACAGACCUUGGAGUGUUUCACGCUAUAG
Molecule: messenger RNA, 372 nt
Organism: Cooperia oncophora
Lineage: Eukaryota; Metazoa; Nematoda; Chromadorea; Rhabditida; Trichostrongylidae
Source: the annotation of a GenBank genome assembly